AUGGAAAAGGAUAUCUGUGAUCUUUCUCCAACAUCGGAUGGUGAUAAUGGCAACUCUACUGAGAAAAGGCUCAGAUUAUUUGGCUUUGAGCUAAACCCUUCUAAAGAGGGUUGUGCCAAAGAGUCUGGUGAAGGAGAUGAAAGUGUAAACUCCUCUAACUCAGUCUCAUCAGCAGGAGACAAAACAGUGCAAGAAAAAACCUCAGCCAAAGACCCAGAUGAGAAGAAGUUCGAGUGUCAGUACUGUUUCAAAGAAUUUGCAAACUCACAAGCAUUAGGGGGCCACCAAAAUGCUCACAAGAAAGAGAGAAUGAAGAAGAAGAGGUUGCAGCUUCAAUCUAUAAACCGUUACCUCCAACACCCCUUCCAAACCAACCAUGGUUUUGCUUACCAAGCCUCAGAUAGUCCUUGGUUCUAUGACCCCUCUACCUAUAAUUCUGAGUUCACCCUUUGUGAAGAACCUCAGAUUAGCUUCAAUUCAAAUGUUUUAGAUACCAACUUUUCUUGUGCCCAAAAAUCUAGUUGGUAUUCUCUGCCAUCACACCCACCUUCACAACAAGAUACUUUCAUGUUCACUUUCUCCAAUGCAAAUAAUACUAGUCCUUUCAUCCACAAGCCUUGCCACUUCCCUGCUUCAAACCAGAGCCAUAGUAAAGCCCUAGAUCUUAAACUAGGCCUCAAUUUGGAGUCAAAUACAAGAAGUUCUCUAAGAAGGAUGUAA
Molecule: messenger RNA, 720 nt
Organism: Sphenostylis stenocarpa
Lineage: Eukaryota; Viridiplantae; Streptophyta; Magnoliopsida; Fabales; Fabaceae
Source: the annotation of a GenBank genome assembly